This is a messenger RNA of Anguilla rostrata (American eel), 11509 nucleotides long. It is a transcript of the gene lmtk3, whose product is annotated as lemur tyrosine kinase 3. The record is from RefSeq and is a predicted model, not a curated record. Gene Ontology annotation, biological process: protein phosphorylation. The transcript is spliced from 16 exons. Gene Ontology annotation, molecular function: protein kinase activity; ATP binding. Bases 534 to 10247 code for a protein of 3237 amino acids. Lineage: Eukaryota; Metazoa; Chordata; Actinopteri; Anguilliformes; Anguillidae.
UUGUUUGGUGGGAAGACAUGUUUAGCCAAGAUCGGCUAUAACUGAGACAUUCCGAACCUGAGACAAGGGAAGAAAACGGAGACAGACACACAGACAUGAAGCGCACACACAGAACCAUAAUAAUGCAAGCCUGGUUGUGUCUUACGUAGCAUUCGUGUAAGGGAAAAAAAUACAUUACACACUAGGCAGGAGAUAGGACCAAAACGAGGAAACGAACGAUGGAGAGAGCAAUAGCGGAUAUAUUUUUAAAUAAAUGAUUUGUCGGUAAGGAAUUAGUAUUUUGUAUGUUAGGCAGCUGUAUUGGCGUAACGUUUCGACGGCUGUAGUAAGUCGACAGUAUAGAACACAAUAGACCAUCUCUCACACCGUGUUUAAUUGCGGAUUAAGGGAAAUCAGACGGAGGAGGGGAAGGGAAAUAGAACAACAACCAGACGUUUAUUAUUAGCGGCGAAUAGCGAUAGAAAGGAGAGGAAGACUUGCUGGGCUAAGGUUAGGAUCGUCGCUCGAAUGAUUGUGCAGUGGAUCCCGCGACUAUGCGACGACAGUGCUGGAUGAUAGUGCUAGCGGGGAUGAUGUCGUAUUUCAACCCGGAGAGAGCCCUAGGAGCCCCGCAGAGAGAAGUCUCUCAGUCUAGGGGUGCCACCCUCUCUCCGCCACCCUACGUUGUCAUUCUCAUCUCUUGUUCUGGACUCGUUUCCUUCGUCCUGUUACUCCUGGCCUGCCUUUGCUGCAAAAGAGGAGGAGUGGGAUUCAAUGAGUUUGACAAUGCCGAAGGGGAGGAAUGUUCUGGGGCCUCCAGCCCACCCCCUGAGGACAGCCUGUCCUCCUGCCCCUCUCUGCCUGAGGUCUACACCUUGCCCCUUCGAGACAGGGCUUUAUGCCCUGCUAUACAGGACAGGACAGACCCAGAUUCUCAGUGCUUUCGAAGGCACACCUUGAACUAUCUUCAGGAGAUUGGCAAUGGCUGGUUUGGAAAGGUUAUUUUGGCAGAGGUGCUGUGUGACUGCAGUUCAUCCCAAGCUGUGGUGAAGGAGCUGAGAGUUAGUGCUAGCCCACUGGAGCAAAGGAAGUUUCUGGCUGAAUCUGAGCCUUACAGAAGCCUACAACAUCCCAACGUACUCCAGUGCCUGGGUCAGUGCAGCGAGAACAUUCCGUUUCUUCUAGUCAUGGAGUUCUGUCAGCUGGGCGAUUUAAAGAGGUAUUUAAGAGCUCAGAGAAAAUCGGAUGGUAUGACACCUGACCUUUUGACAAGGGAUCUUCUGACUCUGCAACGAAUGGCCUAUGAAAUAACCUCUGGGCUGUUACACCUUCAUGAAAAUAACUACAUUCACAGUGAUUUGGCUUUAAGGAACUGUCUUCUAACAUCAGACCUGACUGUCAGAAUAGGAGACUAUGGUUUGUCCCACAACCAUUACAAGGAGGAUUACUAUCUAACUCCAGACAAGCUCUGGAUCCCCUUGCGUUGGAUUGCCCCUGAGCUACUGGAAGAAUUUCGGGGAAGCUUGAUAGUCACUGACCAGACCAAAACCAGCAAUGUGUGGUCUCUCGGGGUGGUGAUAUGGGAACUUUUUGAGUUUGGUUCUCAGCCACACAGACAUCUCAGUGAUGAAGAAGUGUUGACCUUUGUGAUUCGAGAGAGGCAGAUAACUUUGGCACAGCCCAGACUUAAACUUUCCCAUGCUGACUACUGGUAUGAGGUCAUGCAGUCCUGUUGGCUUCCCUCAUCCCAGCGCCCAUCUGUUGCAGAAAUUUUCCUCCUCAUGUCUUCUCUGUUAGCUGCUGAACGCCGAAUGGGCAGAAGAAGUGUGGGAGAGGAGGAUGAGGAUGACGAAGUUGAGGAUGAAGAAGACGGGGGGAGAGGAAGGAGAGGGGAGAGUGAGGAGUCUUUUGAGAGGCGCUGGGACUCCCUCCGUCCUCCAGCUUUCCAAGUAGCAGCAAGUGAGAGACAAAGAGAGAGGGAAAGAGAAAGGGGGGAGGGAGGCUGCAGGGGUGCCAAUGGCAACUCCUUCCCUCUGCUUGACCCUGUAGGAAACACAAUCACUCCUUCCUCAUCUGAACUUGAUGACAUUCUAACUGUAACAGAGACGAGCAAAGGAUUGAACUUUGAGUACUUCUGGGAGAAAGCUCAUGGGAGACGUGGUUAUAAACCUCUCCCUCCACCACAGCCAAUUCCGACUGCUAAUUCCACCCACAGACAUUCUCUUGACACGCCUACUGUUGUCCCAGUGAUCAGUGCUCGCAGCCCUUCUUUAGCUAGUGAAUAUUACAUCCGCUUGGAAGAACAUACCCCCCAGGAUAAAUCCCCAACUCUUAAAGGGAAAGCGCACUCUUUGCCUGGAGCAAAAGGUCACCAUGCCCUGAGAUCAGACUCAAUGUGCACUGGCGAUUUGGAACUUGUAGAAAUUCGGAGUAAUACAGUUGGGAAGGACAGGGCUGUGUUCAGCCCUCAGGAUGAAUAUGAAAAAGGUGGCAAGUUUCUUCAGACUGUAAAGUCUUGUGAAGUUCAAGUGCUGGUCCCCAAUACUGGUUUGGUUGAGUUCAGUAAAGAGGGAUGCAAUAGGGUGACAGACUUUGCUGUAGUUGACAUUGGGGAUAAAGAGGAGGGAGUAGAAGGAGAGGUGAGGCAGAAAUUUCUGGGAUCAUCACAGGGUCCCACAGCUCCUGCUCUCCCUCCUAAGCCCUGCUCAUCCACCAAUUACCUUCACUCGCGUCCCCUCCCAGCCCCACCCCUUGGAUACCAUAGAGCUCAUGGAUUGGCCUACUACUCUAGUUCCUCCUUUCCAGUUGGAAAAGUUGAGUCUUCUGACCCUCGGCUGAUGAGCAACUGCACCACUUCAAAGGCAAAUUUUGACCAUUUAGGAAUCCAUCGCCAUCGCCAGACUCUGCCACCCUCCCCUUCCCUCUCUCCCUCUCUACCCCAGGCCUCUGUUACCCAUCCUUUGUUUCCACCACCUCAUUCCCCUCCUCCCCCUCUUCCGCCUCAUUACAAAUUCCAAAAAGGAUCAUACAGCAACUUUACUGGAGAUGGUUAUUCCACUCAAGCAAACAAACACACAGUGUAUUCACAGAGAGACCCAUUACCCUGUGAUUAUUCUCUUAGCAGAGGUAUGAGGCGUUCACAGUCUCUUCUCAAUUCCAACAAUGCGAACGAUUUCCAUUCUGAAUCAAAAGACACUGAGUCCCCUACUCACCAAGACAUAUCUUAUCCAAAAAUGACACGUUCCCAAUCCACAAUACCAAAAAUAGAGAGAGAAUGGUCCUCAAGCCCAACAUACUCAGAAGAGGAUGACUCACCAUUUUCAUCACCUGUUAAACCAUACAGUGGAACAGCUGUCAAACACAUACACCUGUCUGAUGAUUUAGAUCCUGCUACAUCUGAACUGUUCUCCAGAGGGAUGAAGAGAACUCAAUCUCGUCUUGCCACCAUUCUUCCAGCCAUUUGGAAGGAAGAUGCUGAGAUGCAGAAGGAGAGUGCGUCUGCAUCCAAAAAGUCCCCCAUGCACCUAUUUCUGACUGAGAUCUCCAAUGUCAGUGAGUCUAUGGACACAAAGUCUGAGGAGGGUUCGUGGGACUUGGAGAGUGACUUGAAAAGUGAGGGUCAAGCAGAGAGUGAGAGAACAGAGACCUUUCUAUGUCCUCCGCAAGGCCAUGGCAUGCGACGUUCUCAAUCUCUGGUGACAGAGCUGGGCUCUGCAGGACAAGCAUGGGGGUCUGGAGAGAAAAAUAUGGGACCCAGUGAUGUUGUUAGAAAGGGAUCUUUCCAGACAGAAUUGUUCCUUACUGAAAUCGACACUGGGAAGAUGGUUACAGAAGCUAGUGGAGAGGUAGGAGGGGACUCUGAACAGAACUUUCUGCCUCAUUGGAACUCAAAAUCCUGUCCUUUUCCUCGACCCCCUGUCCUCCCUAGCUAUGCAGAAGCAGAGGAAGCCUUUUCUAGAGGAAUGAGAAGGUCUCGUUCUUUGCUCUCAGAAAUGACUCCAGGAAGACUAGACAUAGAGGCCCAGAAGAAUGAAUUGAGCAGAGAAGACUUCUUGAAAGAGAUCCGAUCAGCCGAGACCUUUCUGACCGAGAUUAUGACAAGAAAACAGGAAUCCAUUAACAGUGAAAAAGAAAUAUCCCAAAUGAAUACUCCAGAAUCACCUGAAUAUGAAUCAGUAUUCAUAAGUCCUGAUUCAAGUCAACCAGUCAUAUCUCAGACUGAAAAAUCAGUCGGUGGCACGGAUGUACGCACUGAUAACACGACAGAGGCAAUUUAUGCUCAAGUCACAAAGCGUCCAAAGAGAACUGAAAUUAAAGUUACAAUGCGCCCUGAAAUACCAGUGCUGCAGAUUGGAUCUAGUGUAACACCAGAUGUACCCAAAAUGGAACAGGGAAGCUUAGCUAGUUCACUACCUGGGGAGUUUGAGGUCACUGAUACAUUUAACUCGCAGUCCAUUUCUGAAAGUCUUUCACAGUCUAAUUCACUGUCCCAGCCUGACGGUUUUGUGUUCUCAGAGAUAAUGCCGAAAAAUGGGCUUCUUCUUGACCAAACAUCUUCUGAUAUGAAUGAAGAUUCAAUGAUUAGCAAAAACAGUCCAAAGGAGAGAGGAGCAGAGGCAAGAUUUAAAUCAGAAUCAACUGAGCUGGAGGAGGGAGUGUCCAUGUACAGUUCUAAUAUGCCUGCUUUUUCUGGGGAAGAAGUCAAAUCUAGACAGAGAGUAGACCUUGCAAGACAGUUGAGAGUCCAAUCCGUGCCAUGUCAGGGUAGUGUCACUGAAGGUACCACUGAUUUGGAGGCAGAAACGAACAACCGUCACUCUCAUAUCUCUACAAGUACAACAGGGAGCAAUGAUCAAUUGAUUGUCGGAGAGGGGAAUUGUCAAAUAACAGAUAUUCAUCCAGAUCAAACCAGACCUGAUAGCCAAAUACAAAAAUUGGGUGAUGGCAUUUUGCAUGGCUUGAAGACUAAGAAAUCUCAACAGGAUCAGGCAAAAAUAACUGUUAAUUUUGCUGAACAGUGUGAAAAUAUAGAUGUUUCUGGAAGCUCACCAGCCCCUGACAGUCUUAAUGAAAAAGUGAUUCUAAAUAUUUCACAAAGUUCCAGUGUGUCAGAUGGAGAUAAAUCUUUUUCUGACAACAUUUUGAAGAAAGUUACGUGUCCAGAGACAGAUCAAAAUAAAGAUAAUUUGGAUAUUAUUGCCAGUUCUCAGAAACAAAAUAUUGAAGAAGUUUCUAAAAUUUCGAGUGGCCUGCAAAUAGAUUGUGAGAUGCCAGUAAACAAAGUAGGGCCAGACCCUCAUUUUCAAACAGAAAGCGGAAUCAUAAAGGUAGAUGCUGAUUCUAAGGGUUCCUUGUCAUUCCUGGGAGAAAGAGGCACAGACAUGACUCCUCUACCCUUGGUUUCAGACUCUGUUUCAGACCUCUCACUCUCGGCCAAUACGCCAACAGAUUCUGCCAUAUCACCUUUGACAUCCAGUUCUUUGGAUUGCUUGACACCUGGAGACCCUUGGGGAGGAGGUGGUAGUGGGUGGAGAGCACUGGCAACUGACACCCCUCACAGAGAUUCUGCCUACUUCUCAGACAGUGAUUGGGAAGGAGAGGGUGUGGCUAGGAGGGGUGGAGAGGGAGUUAACCAGUCUCGUCCUAGUAGCAGCAGAAGUGGAGAAAGGGGAAUUCUGAUGGGAAUAGAGGAAAAGGCAGAGACAGAAGAAGAAGGAGAGAUGGAGGCCAAAACAUUGAGAAAGGAAAGCAAGACGAAGAACCAAAUGGAAGAAACAUGGAUUACAAAUGAUCAGAUAGCAUCAGGAACUGAGAAAGAAAAUGUGAGGGCAACACUAGGCCAUUGCACAGAGAAUAAGGAGAUUUCAGUGGUGACAAUGGGAACUGGUAGCGAAAUAGAAUUUCCUCUCGCUGGCGGUAGUCAUUCCGUACUCAAGGAAGUUUCCAGUCUUGUGGGGGGAAAUAAUAGUUUGAGAGAAUUAGAUCAAGUUGCAGAGAAGGAAAUGGAGAAGAAGGAAUUCACUGAAAUACUGAGCAAUCAGUGGACAAAGUGCGCAGACUCAAAUUUGAAUGUAUCUGAGCGCCAAGCACCACUCUCAGAAGAUGUACCAAAAGAAGGCAAUGCUGAGUUCAUAGCCAAGUUAUUCUCCACUUUAGACUGUGAACCGCUGAAAGGAUUCCCAUGUAAGGAUGGAAAUACACUGAACUACAGUGCAUUUUCUGAAACUGGUAGUUGUAAUGAUACAGAUGGGAUUGGGAAAGAUAUUUUUCCAAUUUCUCAUGGACAGUCAAAGGAAAUUACAUACCAAGAUCCAGUAGAUAUAGAUAAAGAUUUCAACUCCCUCUCAAAUAGUAGUACAGAGAGAGUGAGGUUUAAAGAAAUCCCAGUUAAUGAAAAACAGCCAGUAACAAAGGAAUAUGAGCUAGGAUCUGAAAAAGAAUUAAUUGAUCCUGAGUCAUGUUUAAAAUUUACAGAUCAGCAAGACAAAGAUCUGACAUCACAAGAAUACCAUACUGUACAUGAUAACAGGGAGAAAGUUGUAGAAUUGUUCUGUAAUCCUGACAACAGAGAAUCUAGACUAUGUAGGUUCUAUAAUGUGACGACCAGUGACACAAGUUCCAAGGAUGAGUUUGAUUCAGUGUUGGAGGCCAACCAUGAAGGAAGUACAGAAACAAUUAAUCUCUCCCACUCUUUCUGGGGAGAGAGGGACACUGAAACCCCUGCCAGAAAAGAGUGUCAUGACCUUGAGCCGAAGAACCAAGAUGCUAAUGAAUUAGGCUUAAGGAAUCUAUGUUAUUCAGAGGAAACUGAUGAUGAGAGAGCCAAAGCAAAAUCUGAGACUGAGAAACAGUUAGCUGCUGGGGAACUCUGUUAUAAAAUUGAGGAGAAUCUAGAUAAUGAAAAACAGGCUGAGGAAAGUGUAGGAGAAACCACAAAUGAGUUCUCAGCAAGAGCGGGUUUCAUGGACAACGUUGACAUGGAGUCGAAAGGAUUGGAGCUGAAGGCUAAGGAAUUGUGGAAUGCCAUGGAGGAAGAUGAAGAAGAAAGAGCGGGAGCUGUGAGUGGAGAGUUGGACUGCUACAGAUUUCAGAAAGGAGACCUCCAUCUGUGGCCGGCAGAAAAUGACCAGUGGGCCUCAGCUGAGACUAGAAACCAAGAGGUGGAACUAGGGGCAGAGUUAUUCUCGGGUUUCAGCAGGGAGUCAUGGGCAAACAAAGAAGAAGCAGUUUUUGGGCAUCGAUUCUGGGGGGCUGAAGAGAAUGAUGAACUUGCAGGAAGUGAGCCUCACCCUUCCGUCCAAGAAAGUGGUAAAGACAGAGCUAAUGAUGAGAGCCAAGGACAGGAAGGCAUCCUUGGUGUGGAUGAAAGCAUUCUACAGUUGCAGUCCAUGCCCACUCAGGCUUCAAGUGUAGUGAAAAACCAGAUUUCCCAUGGAGUCAAGAUACAGCAAGAGGAAAAUCUUGAAAUUCCAGAUCUGGAGACAGAGGAACAAGAAGUUAAAGAGGAAUCUCAGUUUGUGGAGGUUGAGAAUUUGGAAAACCCAGUACAACAGACUCUCAUGUGUAGGAGAAGAGAGGACAUAGGCACAGAUUCUGAGGAACAGAGCGGUGAUGACAAAUCACACAACGUGGUAUCUUUGCACAGAGGAGAUUUUGCUGAGGAGAAUCAAAACUUCAACCAAUAUGCAUUUUCAGCAGUGAUAAACAAAGAGUCAGACAUUAUUGGAGAGGAUGCAUGUGUCAGCUGUCCUCAUUCUUGUCACCACAGUGAAAACCAUGAUAUCUCCCAAAUUACACUCUCAGACUUGAAGAGAAACCAUGCAAUAGAUUGUAUGGACAACUGUCAGAUUCUGAGUGCAAGAGAUGCUGCAACUGAAGAGAGAACGAAAGAUAAUUUUUUCAAUUUGGAAGACCAAUCUGUUGAAACAGAGAAUGCAAAUUCAAACAUAGAUUGUGCUGAUAUGGAAAAUCAAGUUCUCGAUGCACAUGAACAUGAACUCUCUGGUGAGACAUUGCGACCUGUGAAUAUCGAAAGUAAACAGCCUAUUGAAAAUUUAGGUGAACAUGUAAAAAGUAAUUUCCCUGGUAUUGGCUCGCUAAAUUCUAUCUGUUUCAGUGACAGCUACAGUGUCCAAGGCAUAGUUUCCAAUCGUGAAUCAGUGAAGGAAGUAGUUUCCAGUGGGCAUCCACAUCACGAACCAAGUAUUACAGAAUCUCAAACCCAUCUGCAAGAAAAUAAGUCUAAAAGCCAGAACAGAUUUCCUUCUGAAUGUCAUGACACAGAAAUCAAGGACAUCAGUUAUAUUGGCUUAGAUUCCUCCCACACCACUCCACAGCCAUCGUCUGUGCCUGAAACCCAAGUAAAUAUAUUUUUUGAAAAUAAACAGAUCAAUUCUGCCAGCAGUGAUUCCACUUCACAAAUUGGCAAUGACUUACGAAUGUGUUCUAGUGUUGUUUCAUCCAAUGGUAAAGGAAAGCAGCAAUCCACCAUUUUAGAGGGAAUAGCAGUCUUUGAUUCAGAUAAGCCAUGUUCUGAGAGAGCACACGAUCAUAAAUCUCACGAAGAUUCUGGUCAGAGAGUCGUCCCACAGAGUCUAGACAGUUUGCCAGAGCCUGAAACAUUAUUGAUGGACAUAGUUUUGACAUCAGAGCACAAUCUUGAUGAGGGACUCAACUGCACCAUUUCUGUGUCCCUUGAAGACAGUGGUGCUCCUCCAGAGUCAUGCCAGGAUGUCACUCAGAACAAGGGCACCUCUGUAAAUCUGGAGCAUUCCCCUGUACAGACAGCUCAAUUAUCCCAUCCCACAGAUCAGCAGAAUCUCCACCAGAAUUUUAGUGUGAGCAAAAAUGAAGAAAACACCCUGUCUCAGAAAAUAUCUCUUGCCCAGUGUUCGCUGACCUCUAUCCCCGAGCUGUUGAUAUCUGAGUGGAAGGACUUAGAUGAGGAGCCUCUGGAAGAUUUUGAGAAGUUAGAGCAACUAUGUUGCAUUUCAGGGGACGAGGACACACUUGGCGAUCUGUUCUUGGACAACCUUGAAUUAUUGGAAUCCCUCAAAAAGACUCCAGAGCAAAAAUCCAGAGGCUUGGGUGAGACAGGAGCAGGUAAAGAUAAGUCUUCUACAAGGGAUGGGGAGAGGAGAAUGGACGUUGAGGGAGACUCUAAAAGUUACUUGCCUCAGUCAGACAGCACAGAUCAACUCCUGAGAGCCAGUCUGUAUCAACAACCUCAAAGUAAUCAAGAGAUUGUCCCAGGUUCUUCUUCUGUGGUCCAGUCUUCUCUUGGAGAGGAUAAACAUGGAUUAGAAGACCCAUCAUUGACUUCUCCAUGCCACAUGUCUGAAAAAAACAAGGGUCAAAGGUCACUGUCCUCCAAAAUGCCCACUAAAAAUGGCUUAAUGAUGCAGGUGUGUGAGGAGCGAUUGCAGUACUCCCUCAGUGAAAAUGUGAAGAAGAAUGUGUUAUGGGGGGCAACUGUGAGUGAGGCAGUUGUUCUUCAUCCCUGGAGUGGCCUUGUGACAGAGGAAGGAGAGAGACAAAGAGAAAAAGACGGUCAAGGAAGUGAUCACAAAGAGGAGCCCCAGCAAGCAGCCCAGCCAGAAAUACAGGAUGAGCCCUUUGUGGACAUGAGCGACCCUUUUACUCUGGCUAGGCCAGAAGCAGAGAUAACACCCCCUUUAGUGGUUGCAAACCAAGCAAUGAAAGCCAAACUCGCACGCCUCUCCCUCUCCCUGCCUCCCCUUGCACUCUCUCUCCCUCUAUCUCCAAGUCCCCGGGUAGGAUUUUGGGAGGUGGGAGAAAACAGAGAGAGAGGUGGACGAAGAAGAGGAGCAUCUACUGGAAGUGACCCUGACGAAGAGGAAGAUGAAGAGCAAGAAGAAGAUGAAGCUGCUGGGAGAGUGAUUGUUGUCACAGAAACAGAUGUUGACAGGCGUGUGGGGUUGCGGAGUUUAUUAAAAUCACCACGGGAACAAAUGGAAAGGGAGAAAGAGAGAGGAAGAAAUGUGUCUUUCUUUGAUGAUGUGACUGUCUAUCUCUUUGAUCAGGAAACACCAACCAAUGAGCUUAGCUCUGGCUCUGCGCCCUCUAGUCCAUCUCCUGCUCAAGAUGAAACAAAGACUGCCUCAUCCAUAGAGGCAUUAGGAGCAACUGGCCCUGUGGAGUCCAAGGAAAGCGAGGAUUUGUCAAUCAACCCAAAAUUGUCAGGGACUAAUCCUGUGACAUCAUCGCGCUUUACUGUAAGCCCUGCCCAUGACCCUCAUUUAGUCUGACAUGCUUUUCUUUUAAUUUCCUGAACUAAACCCCUCAAUGAAAUACUGAAAAUAUCGCUGAGGUUUAUCCUGCUGUACGCUGUUCUCAGAGUUUACUUUAAAGUGAAGGAAAGACUCCCAUUCUAGAUGUUUGAGACAUUCCAGGUUUUACCGGUUGCAGGACCUUGAAUUCGAAGCUCUGCCUGGAGCUGGAUUUAUUCGUUUCCCCUUUUUGUCACCUCAUUUGAGGUGUAUCUGCAGACACUGCAUUAACUUACUAUUUUGUGAUAUUGACAUAGAGCCUGUAGCUUAGUAAAAUCUGAAACUGAUUUAACUGCUAUGCAAUGGAAGUCUUAAAGUUCAUCUCUUUUCUCUUUCUUCUGUCUCUGCCUCCCUGUUAUUUACGGGGUUCUCUCUUUCUGACCAUUAUUAUGCCGAUGUGUAAGCUUGAACUGAAGUCAUUACACUGUAAUAUAAUUUUCAUUUGCAGUUGACCAUUAGUGUAUGUCACACAGCUGGGAGAAUGCCCAGCUAUUUGAAAGUACUCAUUGUAUAAAAAAAAAGAAAAAUGUGAAUCUUUCAUUGUGUAUACAAAAUUAUUUUAGAGUAAUUUAUUUUAGGAUUAUUUGUAGCAUGAAUGAAAAGGUCAAUAUCUGCUAUUUAUUAUUUGUUUUAUAUCUAUUUAUUCAUUUAGUUAUUUCAUGGGGCCAUGUUUAUUUAUUUAUUUAUUUAUUUAUUGUGUUUCAUAUUGUUAUAUGAUGGUACUACAUAUUUAUUUCAUAAAAAAAUGAUUUGAAAUGUCAUUCAUACAUUCAAUGACAUCCUUUUUGGUUUGUUUGAUCAUUGUUAAAUGAUAAAUAUAUUUUCAAGCUGUUUAUCUUGCCUGUAUUUCUGUCCAUCCAUCUGUAUUUAUUUGGUUGUCUUUUCAUUUUUGUUAUUUUUUUAUAUUCAUUUUAUUGUUCAGCUUAUUUUUGCCUUAUUUGCAUUUUUUUAGGUCAAAUAAAAAUAGCCCAGAACAUAUGAAGAGAUAAGUCAUAAUUCUUAAAGAUGGUCAUAUGAUGAGGAAUCAGUUAAUGUUUAUUUUCUAAUACCUACCAUUCAGCAUCUAUUUAGGUCGAACUAGCUCAUCUGUUUAGUCUGUCUCAGUGUCGAUUUAAACUUGUAUUGUUUAAUGAGGGAGUUUCAUGACAUGCUGUAAAAAAAUGGGGAAAUACAAACAACAUAAGGAAAACUGUGAAACAUUUAUUUCAUUGUUUGAUGAGAAUAAAUUGUACUGUCUUCUA